AUGAUCAGGUCAACGCAAAUAGCACGGCUUGACGGCCUGUACCUAUGCGCUUCUGUAGACGAUGAGGCAACCGAGUCGUCCCUGUCCGAGAUCAAGUCACAAAUAAAGCUGAUCCUCCGCCGGCUCAACCGCAACUCCGAGUCCCAGGCGUCGAUCGAGUCGGGCGACCACACGAUCAACUACCUGAUCGCGGACGACAUCGUCUACUUCUGCAUAACGGAGCGGUCGUACCCGCGCAAGCUGGCCUUCACCUACCUGUCGGACCUGGCGACCGAGUUCUCGACGACGUACCCGGCGACGCAGCUGCUGAGCCCCACCCUGCGGCCCUACGCCUUCAUGGAGUUCGACAGCUUCAUCAACAAGACAAAGGGCACCUACAGCGACGCCCGCGCCACGCAGAACCUCGACAAGCUCAACGACGAGCUGCGCGACGUGACCAAGGUCAUGCACAAGAACAUCGAGGACCUGCUCUACCGCGGCGACAGCCUGGAGCGCAUGGGCGAGAUCAGCUCGCGCCUGCGCGACGACAGCAAGAAGUACCGCAGGGCCGCGGUCAAGAUCAACUGGGACCUGCUGCUCAAGCAGUACGGCCCCAUCGGCGGCCUCGCCUUUAUCAUAAUCGUGUUCCUGUGGUGGAGGUUCUUCUGA
Diaporthe citri is the source of this 648-nucleotide messenger RNA. RefSeq lists its product as uncharacterized. Gene Ontology annotation, biological process: endoplasmic reticulum to Golgi vesicle-mediated transport; vesicle fusion with Golgi apparatus; retrograde vesicle-mediated transport, Golgi to endoplasmic reticulum. The coding region runs from base 1 to 648 and encodes 215 amino acids. Gene Ontology annotation, cellular component: ER to Golgi transport vesicle membrane; SNARE complex; Golgi membrane. The record is from RefSeq and is a predicted model, not a curated record. NCBI's taxonomy places the organism in Eukaryota, Fungi, Ascomycota, Sordariomycetes, Diaporthales, Diaporthaceae. The transcript is spliced from 2 exons. Gene Ontology annotation, molecular function: SNAP receptor activity.